Molecule: messenger RNA, 1639 nt
Organism: Hevea brasiliensis (rubber tree)
Lineage: Eukaryota; Viridiplantae; Streptophyta; Magnoliopsida; Malpighiales; Euphorbiaceae
Product: autophagy-related protein 18a
Exons: 4
Coding region: 199-1416 (405 amino acids)
Biological process (GO): protein localization to phagophore assembly site; protein lipidation; nucleophagy
Cellular component (GO): cytosol; extrinsic component of membrane; phagophore assembly site membrane
Molecular function (GO): protein binding; phosphatidylinositol-3-phosphate binding; phosphatidylinositol-3,5-bisphosphate binding
Source: RefSeq, a predicted model, not a curated record
UUUAUAAAAAUUGGAAGAAUAUCUACAAAUUUAUUCCUAUUUUUAGGAAAAAGAAAUCCUAAAAAUCCAACCAAUUGACAAGUGUCUUUCCACUUAUAGUAACUUAUCCCUUAAAUUUGCCUCCCUAUCGUCGUCUCGUCUACCUAAUGACCACCGUAUCCUCUAAACCCUAAUAAUCCUAGUUUCUUCUUCCCCUUCAUGGCUCAGUCCCACCACAUCUCGCCGGAUUCCGACUCUGAACCCGGCGAAUCUAUGUCCUCCUCCUCCUCCUCCUCCUCCUCCUCCUCCUCAUCUAUCCCCCCUCAAUUUCUCCCUCAUAAUCCCACCCAAGAACCCAAACAAUCACCAGCCAUCUACCAUCUCUCCUUCAACCAAGAUUAUGGUUGCUUCGCUGCUGGCCUUGAUAAUGGUUUCCGUAUAUACAAUACCGAUCCCUUCAAGCCCCUCUUCCGCCGUGACCUUGACUCGCAGGACGGAAUCUUCCUUGUGGCCAUGCUAUUCCGCUGCAAUAUCCUAUGCUUGGUCGGUGGUGGUACUGGUCCCAUCUAUGCAAUGACCAAGGUAAUCAUUUGGGACGACUUUCAGUCGCGAUGCAUCGGCGAGCUGUCGUUCCGAUCGGAGGUAAAAAACGUGAAACUGAGGCGGGACAGGAUAAUUGUUGUAUUGCUUCAGAAAAUUUUUGUGUACAAUUUUGCGGACUUGGAGCUGCUGCACCAAAUGGAGACGGUUUUGAAUCCAAAAGGGUUGUGUGAAAUAUCCCAUACUUCAUCGCCAAUGGUGCUGGUUUGCCCUGGCCUCCAAAAGGGGCAAAUUAGAGUGGAGAAUUGUGGGUCGAAGAGAACCAAGUUCGUUAUGGCACAUGAUUCGAGGAUCGCGGGUAUGACUAUGACUCAAGAUGGCAGAUUAUUGGCUACUGCGAGUAGUAAGGGCACUUUGAUUAGGGUCUUUAAUACUUUGGAUGGCUCGUUACUGCAGGAGGUUAGGAGAGGUGUAGAUAGAGCUGAAAUAUAUAGUCUUGCAUUCUCUUCUAAUGCUCAGUGGUUAGCUGUCUCAAGUGAGAAGGGAACUGUCCAUGUAUUCAGCCUCAAGGUUGAUUCAGGUUUGAUGAUAUUGGCGAAUGAUAGAUCACGUGUUGCAUCUGAACCAAACCAUUCUAAUGGUUUAGGCAUUUCAUCUCUUUCCAUUUUGAAAGGUGUAUUGCCAAAGUAUUUCAGCUCAGAGUGGUCAGUGGCUCAGUUUCGAUUACCUGAAGGAUUGCAGUAUUUUGUUGCAUUUGGCCAUCAGAAGAACACAGUUGUAAUCAUUGGCAUGGACGGAAGCUUCUAUCGAUGUGAGUUUGACCCAGAAAGUGGUGGGGAGAUGACUCAGCUUGAAUAUCACAAUUUCCUGAAUGUAGACAAUUUCAUAAAAGCCUAGAGAAACUUUUCCAAGUUUGAUGUAAAGAUUGUUUCCAAUUUUUUACUGGCAAUUAUUGUUAAUACUGCAUGUUGUACAACUUGAAGGUACAAGAAAUUACCGAGUCGAGAAGAGCUUCCAGGCUGCGAACAGUUUGUAAAUGUCUGUAAAUAAUAGUCAUAACUCGUAAUAUGAAUCUGACUGGCAACUUAAUAUAAAAGCCUUCAUCUCCAAUUUCUUGGAA